Messenger RNA from Coniophora puteana RWD-64-598 SS2, 1374 nucleotides. RefSeq lists its product as uncharacterized. Gene Ontology annotation, cellular component: fungal-type vacuole membrane; plasma membrane. The record is from RefSeq and is a predicted model, not a curated record. Bases 1 to 1374 code for a protein of 457 amino acids. The transcript is spliced from 5 exons. Gene Ontology annotation, biological process: nucleoside transmembrane transport. Gene Ontology annotation, molecular function: nucleobase transmembrane transporter activity; nicotinamide riboside transmembrane transporter activity. Lineage: Eukaryota; Fungi; Basidiomycota; Agaricomycetes; Boletales; Coniophoraceae.
AUGUCUAGGCGAUCGCCUGAGUGCGACUACUCAUACCAGUCGGUGGAAGACGACCACACCAACAAUGCUACAAUCUCGACGUCGCGUACAAAAGGGGAUGCACGGGUGCAAGGCAUCUACUUCAUGCUCGGUUGUGCAGACCUCCUGCCUUGGAACGCGCUGAUCACCGCAACGCCCUACUUCCUUAAGCGCCUUACAGGCUCGUCGCUCCAGCCGACGUUCGUCUCGUAUAUGUCAUGCAUAUUUACUGGCGUCAACGUCAUCGCACUUGCAUACGCCACGUUGACGUCGAAGCAGACAGCGGUUUCUCCUUCGCGCCGCAUUGUGAGCUCGACUGUUGUGCUGGUUAUCCUCAUCGCGCUUCUCUUCAUGACAACUUUCGUCCGCUUUCCCCCUUCAAUCUUCUUCUCUCUCGUACUCUUGAUUACAGUAGGACAGGUAGUGGCCGCCUCCUAUCAUUCUGCCGCCAUCUCUGGAGAGGCAUCACUCUUUGGCGGCCCAUACAUGUCCGCACUGAUAUCUGGACAAGCGGCAGUUGCCGUCGCCGUGAGCGCCCUCCAGCUCGUAAGCUCGGCGUUGUCAGUCUGGGGGACCUCGACGAAUAGUGGACAAGCGUCGACAAUGCUCGAGAAUGAGGCAUUAGACACGGCAGCGGAGAGCGCUGCCCGAGUAUUGUUCGGUAUUUCGGCACUGUUCUUGAUUGCGACUGUCGUUUCGUAUUGUUGGAUGAGGCAGCUCCCAAUCUACAAGUCAACCGUUUCCCCACAACAACAGCAUAGGGGAGAAACGAGCGAGGAAAAUGAAGAACUUCAACGCCUCGUGGGUUCAGAACCUAGCUUCAAACCCUUAUAUGAGCUGGACGAAAUGCAGCGUGUGUUCAAGGCGAAUUUGCCGUACGAGUUCGCCUCCUUGUAUUGUUUCGUCAUCACACUUGCUGUUUUCCCCGUCAUCACCGUCCAAACUCAGAGCACAAAUCCGUCCAUUCACCCUCUAUUGUUCAUGGCCGCACACUUUCUAGUCUUCAACAUUGGUGAUCUUCUGGGUCGCUACGCCUGCUCCAUUCCGCAACUUGUAAUUUGCGUGCAACGUGCAAGGGUUGAGCUCGGUUCUACGACUGAUCCUCUUAUUCCGUCCGACCUUGUGUACAUGAUCAUCCUCCUUUUCUUGGGAAUCUCCAAUGGCUACAUCUCUAGUAGCAGCAUGAUUGGAUGCGCGUCACUAGAGCACAAUCCAAGACUAAAGGGUCGCCGAGAAGAUGUAGAUGUGGCGGCCACAUUGAACAACUUCUGCAUAAUUACAGGGCUUGCUGUCGGAAGCGCAGCCAGCUUUUCUGUACGUGCAAUGCUAUGCGAUUGCAACCCCUUCAAAGGAUAA